AUGCCUCAUGAAGCUGGAGCUCAGUGCAUUGGAUGGCACAUCUUUGUCCAGCGUUUUUGGCCAGAAGCUGCCACAGAAAGUCAGAACACAGAUGAAGUCAUAUUUGACGAUAUAUGGCAUGGUGGAGAAGGAAAGUGGUUCCAGCUGAUGGUGGAAGAAAAAGGAGGCGAGAGCAGACAGCUGAAAGGAUCUGGAGAACUCACUGCUCAGAACUUGGAACGCUUAGCCUUUAGCCUCAACCAGGAAACUUCAGCUCAUCCUGUGACCAAAGUGUACGGGCUGCUGGUAAAAUGCAGGUCAUCUCAGGGUGAAAUGCAUCAGAAUCUGGGGAUGACUUGGUCCUUAACAGAACGAGGCUCAAAAGGACAUCUUGACCUCACAGAGUUAAUAGGAGUUCCUCUUCCUCCUUCUGUCUACUUUGUCACCGGCUAUGGAGGGUUUCCAGCUUACAGCUUUGGUCCAGAUGCUAACAUCGGUCGAUUAACAAGUGCUAUAAUACCAUCACCUUUCUACAGAGAUUUUGCUAUCGUAGUUACAGUGAAACCCAACAGUGAUCAUGGAGGAGUGCUAUUUGCAAUAACAGAUGUCUUCCAGAAAACUAUUUACCUGGGAAUGAGACUUUCACCAGUUGAUGACAGCACCCAGAGGAUAAUAAUGUACUACACGGAGCCUGGUUCCCAUAUCUCUCAAGAGGCUGCUUCAUUUAAAGUGCCAGUGAUGACUAACAGGUGGAAUAAGUUCACAAUGACUGUUCAGGGAAAUGAUGUUGCUUUGUUCAUGGACUGUGAAGAAUAUCAGAGAGUUCAGUUUCAAAGGUCAGCUGAAUCCUUGGUAUUUGAAUCUGGCUCUGGGAUAUUUGUUGGUAAUGCAGGAGCCACAGGAUUGGAAAAGUUCACAGGAUCAAUUCAACAUCUGACAAUCAAAUCUGACCCAAGGGCUACUGAAGAUCAUUGUGAAGAUGAUGAUCCUUAUGCUUCAGGGGACAUCAGCGGCAAUGGCAGCAUUCAAGAACACGAAGGUAUUUCUGAGACACAAGAAGUCCUUGCACCUUCUCAUCAUCCCAUAAGGCCUGAAGAUACAUUGGCUGAGCCAGUGGAAGCCCCCCCAACAAUAUUGUCUUAUGUGGAAGAGAAUUAUUUCUCUGGAAAUCACAGUUCAGAAGAAACGUCUGAAGCAGCUAAACUUAAAGAACAAGAUUCAGCUGUCAUGGAAAUUGGACAAGGCAACAGUGAAUCUACCACUGUCACACAGAAAAUCUUAAGAGAAGAAGAUGGCUCUGGUGUUUUGCCAGGAGCAAGCAGAGGGGAGGGACAGAAAGGUCAGGAAGAGGAGGAUGGGCCCACAGGAUCUCCAGGAAGGCCAGGAGUAGAAGAUCUGAAGAAAAAAGAUCAAGGACCUCCUGGACCUCUAGGGAAACUUGGACAACAUGGUCAGCCUCCUGUUUAACCUGGUAAUGUCUAAUUAAUUUUUUUUUCCUUUCAGGGUAAAAAUGGACUUCAGGGGUUGCCAGGAUUGAAAGGAAAUGCAGACCUAAAAAGUGAAAAGGGUGAUGCUGGUGAGGGAUUGCCAGGACCCCCUGGACUACCAGGACCCACAGGACCAUCUGCUCCUUCCAGAGGAUUAAAUAGAGUGGAACCUGAAGGAUCGGGUUCUGGAGACAUUGAUGGAGAGACUGAGGUCUUAAGAGGUCUUCCUGGGCCACCAGGCCCUCCAGGACUGCCUGGUCUUCCAGGAAAGCCAGGAACUGACUCACGUGUAGGACCUCCUGGGUCACCAGGGGAAGAUGGAGCUUCUGGUGAACCAGGCCCUGAAGGUCCUCAAGGUCCUCCUGGUCCUGAUGGAGUGGCUGGCCCACCAGGACAGAAGGGACAAAAGGGUGAUCAAGGUCUUCCUGGUUCUGUUGGUCCAAAGGGUGAUACUGGAGUCACUGGAUCAAUAGGCCCCAAAGGAGAAGCUGGUGCUAUUGGGUCUCCUGGGAAACCUGGACCACCAGGACCUCCUGGGCCCCCUGGACCUCCUGGACCCCCAGGACUAAGUUACAGUUUCGGAUUUGAGGACAUGGAAGGAUCAGGUAGCACUGGCCUGUUAAGUGGAUCCAGAAUUCCAGGAUCAAGAGGGCCAAAGGGUUCUGCAGGAAGACAUGGACAGCGUGGGCCAUUAGGACCAAAGGGAGAAAGAGGCAACAUCGGUCCACCAGGUUCAAAGGGUAUGCCAGGUACAGAUGGAAAACCAGGCUUUCCUGGCAUUGCUGGACAUCCUGGAGUUAUGGGUCCAAAAGGGGAGAAGGGUGACCCAGGACCUCAGGGUGAACCAGGACAGGAUGGGAACAGUAUUGUGGGACCACCUGGACCACCAGGACCACCAGGACCAAUCAUAGCAAUACCUGAGCCACUACUCAAUGAUACAGAUGAAAUUUUGAACUUUACUGGAAUUAAAGGACUGCCUGGGCCUCCAGGGCCAGAUGGCAAGCCAGGUCUACCAGGAUUUCCUGGCCCUCGGGGACCAAAGGGUGAUACUGGUUUGCCUGGAUCACAAGGACUCAAAGGACAACAGGGUGAAAAGGGAGAACCAGGAGCUAUCAUUGCUGCUGAUGGAUCUUUAACUGAAUUAUUAGGAAGAAAAGGGGACAAGGGUGAAGCUGGAGUGGUGGGGCCGGUGGGACCAAUGGGACCAAUAGGACCUACUGGACCUAAAGGAGAACUUGGUUUCCCAGGACGUCCAGGCCGCCCAGGACUGAAUGGACUGAGAGGUGUGAAAGGUGAUCGAGGUGAAGCGUUUAAUGGCCUUCCUGGCUUGCCUGGACCCCCAGGACCCCCUGGACCUCCAGGACGUAUAGUUUAUAUCAAAGGAACAGUUUUCCCCGUCUCUCGCAGACCUCAUUGCAAAAUGCCAGUGAGCACUCCUUACCCUGGAAAUCAAGAAGCUCUUCAUGUCCAUGGUGCUAAAGCAAACAGAGAUUCCUGGGGGCUGCACAGUUCAGCAGACUUAAAAGGAGAAAAGGGAGACAGAGGUGCUCCAGGACCACCAGGUCCACCUCUGCCUCCAUCAUAUUUCAGCCACUUUAUUAAUAGCAUAAAGGGUGAAAAAGGAGACAAUGGAGUCACUGGUGUAAAAGGAGAAAAAGGAGAACCAAAUGGAGGGGGUUUUCUGACUGGACCUCCCGGACCGCCUGGAAGACCAGGUUUAGUUGGACCAAAAGGGGAUUCAGUUGUCGGACCCAGAGGACCUCCAGGGUUACCUGGCCUACCUGGCUUACCAGGUUAUGGAAAAAUUGGACCUCCUGGCCCACCUGGCCCACCAGGCCCACCAGGACCCCCUGCAAUAUAUGGCUCAGCAGCCGCAAUGCCUGGACCACCAGGUCCUCCUGGAGAGCCAGGGCCACCUGCAACCAGGAAUCUGGUUACAACAUUCCAAAACAUUGUGGGUAUGUUGGAAAAAGUUCAUUUGGUAGCAGAAGGUACACUAAUCUACCUGAGUGAAACCAGUGAGGUUUUUAUCCGUGUUCAAAAUGGAUGGAGGAAAUUGCAGCUUGGUGAGCUAAUUCCUAUCCCUGCUGACAGCCUUCCUCCUCCAGCCAUAUCAAGCCAUGGAUUUCAGACUCUUCCAGCACUGAGUCCAAUAUCGAACAUGAACAAUGGAAAACCAGUACUGCAUCUGGUGGCUUUAAACUCGCCAUUUUCUGGUGACAUGCGAGCAGAUUUUCAGUGUUUUCAACAAGCCCAGCUAGUAGGUUUGACGUCUACCUAUAGAGCCUUCCUCUCAUCACAUUUGCAAGAUUUGGCCACAGUUGUCAGAAAAGCAGACCGAUACCAUUUACCCAUAGUCAAUCUUAAGGGAGAAAUACUUUUCAAUAACUGGGAAUCUAUAUUUAAUGGAAAUGGUGGACAAUUCAACAUCCAUGUUCCAAUAUAUUCCUUUGAUGGGAGGAACGUCAUGACUGAUCCAUCUUGGCCUCAAAAGGUAAUAUGGCAUGGUUCAACUGCAAAUGGCAUCCGACUGGUUAGCAACUACUGCGAAGCCUGGCACACAGCUGAUAUGGGAGCUAUGGGACAAGCAUCACCACUGAAGAUGGGGAAACUUCUUGAUCAGAAGAUAUAUAGCUGUAGUAAUCAGUUUAUUGUUCUCUGUAUUGAAAACAGUUUUGUAUCUGAUCCCCAAGGAAAAUAA
Messenger RNA from Egretta garzetta (little egret), 4167 nucleotides. RefSeq names its product collagen type XV alpha 1 chain (gene COL15A1). The transcript is spliced from 42 exons. NCBI's taxonomy places the organism in Eukaryota, Metazoa, Chordata, Aves, Pelecaniformes, Ardeidae. The record is from RefSeq and is a predicted model, not a curated record.